AAAAAAAAAAAAAGUGGGGGGGAAGGUAAGAAAGAAAGGGACAAAGGAUACAUCCAAAUGCCAAAAGCUAGGGAAUUUUCCCAACUGAACCCGGAAAAUAAAACGAACCCUCCCCGAAACAAAAAAACUGAUUCGGAGAAUAAAAGGCCAAAACAAAGCCCCGAAACGCCCAAUACCGUCUUAGUCAUCAUCCUUCACGGGAACAACGGCGGUGAUCUGUCUGACUAUCUAUCGAUCGAGCUUAUUUCGUAGAAUGGAGAGAUUACUUGCUGCAUGCAUUUACCACUAAACCCCCCCACCGGUCCCUUUUUACUCAAGCAAUGACAACUUGGAAUAUUGUCUUUUUGAAGAAAAGCCAAAAAUAGAACGAUAGAAAGUACUAUGGACGUAGGAACGAGCCACAAAUCCAAACCCCGGGCAACGGCCUCAUGUCACCCAUGUCGAACUCGCAAAGUGAAGUGUAAUCGCCUCUCUCCGUGUGAAGCCUGCAUUACACGAGGGAUCCAAGAGGAAUGCAAAUAUAGUGCUCCGAAUGAAGAUCGACAGGCGAUCGCGCAGGCAGAAAUGAUCACCGUGCUCAGGGGCAAGGUGAACCAAAUACGGGAACAAAUAGCGCAGCGUUUGGCCUAUCAGUCAUCAUUCGAUGAUCUCGAAGAGGAGGAGGCCGCUGCUAUGGAAAUUGUGUACUCGGCUCUGAGGUUGGGAUCGGAGGAUCUAGUUUGGCAUAUCGUGGGGAGGAUUCGGAAUGGGGAGGAUUUUAGAGACUUAGCGAGGGACGUGGCGCGGGAUAUAGGAAUUGAGGAUGAUUUUUCUGUGUGAUUAUAGAGUUGAUACUGUCCAAUCUCUUAUGCAUAAGUAUAUACGAUUGCUUGGGUAAUGUCACGUCCAGAACACUGCGCUGCCUACCAAGCCACACCGUAAUCAUGCCUAACUGUAGGAAAACAGCUGCCAUUUUUAAUGACCCAAAAAAUUACAAGAUGAAACGAGGAGAAAAAUUCUCAGCCAGCGCCGAGAGACAAACAACAGAAGGAUGAUAUACACCAAGGUGCCACAUCAAUGCAUCGGCAAAUCGUAGCCGAAAGAAAACAAUGUUCACGAAGCUUCUAUAUACACCCCCACCACCCACCCAAAGCCUGGGGUAAAAGCACUAUAACUCCUCAUGUCAUGGUAUUAUGAAUACAGCGUGUCAUCGCCGGCGCGGGAGAAUCCCAUGUCGACCCUGGACCCGAUGACACUGCUCAGACAGUCCAUAAGCUCGAAGUCUUCCACCACCGC
Aspergillus pseudotamarii is the source of this 1275-nucleotide messenger RNA. Its product is annotated as Zn(II)2Cys6 transcription factor domain-containing protein. The transcript has 2 exons. Lineage: Eukaryota; Fungi; Ascomycota; Eurotiomycetes; Eurotiales; Aspergillaceae. The coding region runs from base 382 to 819 and encodes 145 amino acids. Gene Ontology annotation, biological process: regulation of DNA-templated transcription. The record is from RefSeq and is a predicted model, not a curated record. Gene Ontology annotation, molecular function: zinc ion binding; DNA-binding transcription factor activity, RNA polymerase II-specific.